AUGACUGACUGGAAUAAUGGAUUGACCAAAGGAAGAGUACUGAACUUUGGUGCUGGUCCAGGUUGUCUUCCAGAGGAAGUAUUAAUCACCGCUCAAAAUGAACUCUUAAACUUUCAAGGUUCAGGAAAGAGUAUAAUGGAGCUUUCACAUCGUGGUAAAGAAUUUACCAAAGUUAUUGAAGAAACAAAAGCAAACUUGAAACUAUUACUUAAAGUACCAGAUAAUUAUGAUAUUCUAUUCCUUCAAGGUGGUGCAACAUCAUUGUUUGCAGGUAUUCCUUUGAAUCUAUGUGAUGGACCAUCGGAUACGAUCGACUUUUUAGUUACUGGUGCUUGGUCAAAGGCAGCCUACAAUGAAGCGAAACUCUAUACUAAAGCCAAUGCCGUUAUCGAUAUGGAGUCAUCCAAGUUCUUGUCGGUGGUGAAUCCAGCCGAGUGGAAGUUCUCUGAGAAGCCAGCUUACAUUCACUACUGUGACAACGAAACUGUACACGGAAUCGAAAUGCCAACCAAUGUCUAUGAGUACACUCCAGCCGGUGUGCCAAUCGUUUGUGACAUGUCGUCAAACUUCCUCUCGAAGCCAGUCGACGUCUCCAAGUACGGUGUGAUAUUCGCCGGUGCACAAAAGAAUGCUGGUAUCGCAGGUAUCACCAUCGUCAUCGCAAGACACGAUCUCAUCUCAAGAUCUAAACCAAACGUACCAAAUGUAUUCAACUUUUUGAAAAAGAGUCAACAGAAUUCACUUGAUAACACUCCACCUACUUUUAAUAUUUAUAUUACGGGAUUGGUAUUGAAAUGGUUGAUAAAGAACGGUGGUUUGGAGGCAGCCGACAAGAGAAACCAAGAGAAGGCCGAUCUGCUCUACAAGACAAUCAAUGAGUCCAACGAUUUCUAUUGUUGUUAUAUCGAUGAGAAAUAUCGAUCAAAGAUGAACGUAUGUUUCAGAAUAAAGGGUGGUGACAACGACCUCGAAGAGAAGUUCUUUAAGCAAGCCGAGCAAAACGGUAUCAGUGAUAUCAAAGGACAUAGAUCUGUUGGUGGUAUAAGAGUUUCUUUAUAUAAUGCUAUGACACUACAAGGUACAGAGAUACUUAUCAAUUUCAUGAAAAAGUUUAUGUCCGAGAAUAAAUAA
Molecule: messenger RNA, 1131 nt
Organism: Heterostelium album PN500
Lineage: Eukaryota; Evosea; Eumycetozoa; Acytosteliales; Acytosteliaceae
Gene: serC
Product: 3-phosphoserine/phosphohydroxythreonine transaminase
Exons: 6
Coding region: 1-1131 (376 amino acids)
Biological process (GO): L-serine biosynthetic process
Cellular component (GO): cytoplasm
Molecular function (GO): pyridoxal phosphate binding; O-phospho-L-serine:2-oxoglutarate transaminase activity
Source: RefSeq, a predicted model, not a curated record